CCGGCCGGCUCCGCAGCGCCGCGCAGGCGCCCCAGGGCCGCGCGGAGCCGAGCUCCUCCCGCUCCCUCUAGGAGUCAAAAUGGCGGAGAAGGGAACCUGGAGCAGUCCCGGAGCCUGAGCCACUGACAGGAGAGGAGAGGGCGGCGGCGGCGGUGGGAGGAGGAUGGCUGGGGGUGCUGGCGCCAGUGCGGACGGCGGUGCUGGUGGCGGCGGCGGCGGGGGCGACGGCAGCGGUCCCAGCGGCAGCAGCAGCGGCGGGAGGAGCCUCCGGGAAAUGGAUGAAAAGAGGCUGCUGGAUCCAGGGUUGAAGGUUCAUAAAGGCCUCUGGGAUUAUACUCUGAAGAACCCGCAGCCGGAAUGCCUGAGUGACUGAAGAAAAUGGGUGCUAAUGCAUCUAAUUAUCCUCAUUCAUGUUCCCCGAGGGUAGGGGGAAAUUCACAGGCCCAACAGACUUUUAUAGGGACAUCAUCCUAUUCUCAGCAAGGCUAUGGUUGCGAAUCAAAAUUGUAUAGCCUUGACCAUGGCCAUGAGAAACCACAAGACAAAAAAAAGAGAACCUCUGGCCUUGCCACCCUCAAAAAGAAGUUUAUUAAGCGUCGGAAAUCUAAUAGGUCUGCCGAUCAUGCCAAGCAGAUGCGAGAACUCCUCUCUGGGUGGGAUGUUAGAGAUGUCAAUGCAUUAGUGGAGGAAUAUGAGGGAACGUCAGCAUUAAAGGAGCUUUCUCUACAAGCCAGUUUGGCUAGACCAGAAGCCCGGACAUUGCAGAAAGAUAUGGCUGAUCUUUAUGAGUACAAGUAUUGUACUGAUGUAGACUUAAUAUUUCAAGAAACUUGUUUUCCUGUUCAUCGUGCCAUUUUGGCAGCAAGGUGUCCAUUUUUUAAAACACUGCUUUCUUCCUCACCUGAGUAUGGGGCAGAGAUAAUAAUGGACAUCAAUACAGCUGGUAUUGAUAUGCCCAUGUUUUCUGCUUUGUUACACUACCUUUAUACAGGAGAGUUUGGAAUGGAGGACUCAAGGUUUCAAAAUGUCGAUAUCCUUGUUCAGCUUAGUGAAGAAUUUGGAACACCAAAUUCCCUUGAUGUAGAUAUGCGUGGACUCUUUGAUUACAUGUGUUAUUAUGAUGUCGUCCUUAGUUUUUCUUCAGACUCGGAACUGGUUGAAGCUUUUGGUGGAAAUCAGAACUGUUUAGAUGAAGAGCUCAAAGCCCACAAGGCUGUUAUUUCUGCACGGUCCCCAUUUUUUCGAAAUUUAUUACAAAGGAGGAUACGAACUGGUGAAGAAAUCACAGACCGAACUUUGAGGACUCCCACAAGAAUUAUAUUAGAUGAGUCAAUUAUACCAAAAAAAUAUGCAAAAGUGAUAUUACACUGUAUGUAUACCGACGUGGUGGACCUCUCUGUUUUGCACUGUAGCCCCUCUGUGGGGAGUCUCAGUGAAGUUCAGGCUCUCGUCGCAGGGAAGCCAAACAUGACCAGGGCAGAAGAGGCCAUGGAACUUUACCACAUAGCACUGUUCUUGGAAUUUAACAUGCUUGCACAAGGCUGUGAGGAUAUCAUUGCUGAGAGCAUCUCAUUAGAUACCUUAAUUGCCAUCCUCAAGUGGAGUUCUCAUCCAUAUGGCUCUAAAUGGGUGCACCGACAAGCUUUACAUUUCCUCUGUGAGGAAUUUUCCCAGGUCAUGACUUCGGAUGUUUUUUAUGAACUCAGCAAAGACCAUCUGCUUACUGCUAUCCAGUCUGACUACCUACAGGCAAGUGAACAAGAUAUCCUUAAAUAUCUGAUUAAAUGGGGAGAGCAUCAGUUGAUGAAAAGAAUAGCAGAUAGAGAGCCAAACUUACUGAGUGGCACUGCCCAUAGUGUGAACAAAAGAGGUGUAAAAAGACGGGACCUGGACAUGGAAGAGCUCAGAGAGAUCCUUUCUUCUCUCUUACCUUUUGUGCGAAUUGAACACAUCUUACCUAUAAACAGUGAAGUCUUAAGUGAUGCAAUGAAAAGAGGCUUGAUUAGUACUCCUCCAUCAGAUAUGCUUCCUACAACAGAAGGCGGAAAGUCAAAUGCCUGGUUGCGGCAAAAAAAUGCUGGCAUCUAUGUUCGUCCGCGACUCUUCUCUCCCUAUGUGGAAGAAGCAAAGUCAGUGCUGGAUGAGAUGAUGGUGGAACAAACGGAUCUUGUGCGCUUGCGAAUGGUUAGGAUGUCCAAUGUGCCAGACACACUCUACAUGGUCAAUAAUGCCGUGCCCCAGUGUUGUCACAUGAUCAGCCACCAGCAGAUCAGCAGCAACCAGUCAAGCCCUCCUUCAGUUGUAGCCAACGAAAUUCCAGUUCCUCGUCUCCUCAUUAUGAAAGACAUGGUCAGACGACUGCAGGAACUGCGGCACACGGAGCAGGUGCAGAGGGCCUAUGCCCUGAACUGCGGGGAAGGCGCCACCGUCAGCUAUGAAAUUCAGAUUCGAGUGCUAAGAGAGUUUGGUCUUGCAGAUGCUGCUGCAGAGCUGUUGCAGAAUCCUCACAAAUUCUUUCCUGAUGAACGUUUUGGGGAUGAAAGUCCACUCUUGACAAUGAGGCAACCUGGGAGAUGUCGCGUAAACAGCACCCCUCCUGCAGAAACCAUGUUUACAGAUCUGGACUCUUUUGUGGCCUUCCAUCCACCCUUGCCCCCUCCACCACCUCCCUACCACCCCCCAGCUACCCCAAUCCAUAACCAACUCAAAGCAGGCUGGAAACAAAGACCUCCCAGUCAGCACCCUUCACGUUCAUUUUCUUAUCCCUGUAAUCAUUCGCUGUUCCACUCCAGAACAGCUCCUAAAGCUGGCCCUCCCCCAGUCUACUUGCCGAGUGUGAAAGCUGCACCACCUGAUUGUACCAGCACUGCAGGACUGGGCAGACAGACGGUGGCUGCUGCUGCCGCCACCACCACCUCAACAGCAACAGCGGCAGCAGCGGCAGCAGCAGCAGCAGCAUCUGAGAAGCAAGUGCGAACACAACCUGUGCUGAAUGAUCUGAUGCCCGACAUCGCAGUGGGUGUGUCCACACUGUCACUCAAGGACAGGAGGCUUCCAGAGCUUGCUGUAGACACAGAAUUAAGCCAGUCAGUUUCUGAAGCAGGACCAGGGCCUCCCCAGCAUCUGUCAUGUAUUUCACAGAGACAUACACACACUUCUCGGAAAAAACACACACUAGAGCAAAAAACAGACGCCAGAGAAAAUCCACAGGAAUAUCCGGAUUUCUAUGACUUCUCAAAUGCUGCUUGCAGACCUUCUACUCCUGCUCCCAGCAGACGCACCCCUUCCCCUUCGCAAGGUGGAUAUUUUGGUCCCGAUUUGUACAGCCACAAUAAGGCAUCACCAAGUGGCUUAAAGUCAGCCUACCUACCUGGCCAGACGUCUCCUAAAAAACAGGAAGAAGCUAGGAGAGAAUAUCCACUUUCCCCUGAUGGGCAUCUACACAGACAAAAGAAUGAGCCGAUACACCUGGACGUCGUUGAGCAACCUCCCCAGCGGUCAGACUUUCCUUUGGCAGCCCCAGAAAAUGCUAGUACCGGUCCAGCCCAUGUCAGGGGACGAACCGCAGUAGAAACUGACUUGACUUUUGGGCUGACUCCUAACAGACCUUCACUUUCUGCAUGUAGCUCUGAAGCUCCCGAGGAGAGAUCCAGUAGAAGACUGGCAGACAGUGAGUCCCUGGGCCAUGGAGCUCAGAGAAAUACAGAUUUGGAAAGGGAAGAUUCCAUAAGCAGAGGAAGGAGGUCACCAAGCAAGCCGGACUUCCUCUACAAAAAGUCUGCCCUCUGAGAGCAACCUCCAAGUCGUCUGUGCCUGAGAUGUGAAACAUCCCAUUUGAUGAUGUAACCCAACAACUUACAGACCAGUUUAUCAUGCCAGCUGAUAACUCCGUUUCACAUGAUUUUGUUGUAGUUUUUGUGUAUAUAUGUGUUUAUUAGACACAGCAUGCUACAAAGGUUUUUUUUUUUUUUAAAUGUUGCAUCUGUCUGAUUUGUGUUUGAACAAUUAUGUCGGGAAGCAUUUUAAGAACAAGCAGGCUGGCACUUUUUAUUUCUCUUUACAAAUGAUGGAAUUUUUUUGCACUUGUACAUUUAUUUUCUCUGUAUUGAUUUUAUAUCAGUAUGUUAAACUUUAUUGCCACAUUUAAAGGACUGUAUUUUCAUACUUUUUUGCAUUUUACCUUCCAUCUACCAAUCCAUGUGCAUUGGAUUGCACACUAAGAUGUAUUUUCUUACGGAAUAGUUGUGUUUAUUUUUUAAUUAUAGAAAUUCCAAAGAACAGCACGUCAGAAUGCUCCUCUCUUUUCAGUAAUUGUUUCAGUUCAGAGAUCUUCCCACUCAGCCUCCAUAAAUCUAAUGUCCUUUUUUUUUUAAAUAAGUCCUAGGAGCUGGGCUUCAUUCCUCCAGCGGGAGUCCAGUCAGGGUCCUGAAGUUUGCUGGUUCAGGAAAGAACAGGAAGGAGAAAAGCCUUCUGUGGCCAGGCUAAAGCUGUUAUAUUUCCAGUGUGGAUGCAGUCAGAAUCCCUGCACAUUCUGGUCAUAAGGAUUAGAGUCACCAAAUGAGGCUCCAAGGAGAUCUCAUCCUUUGGAAUUAGAAAGCAGUGGAGACCGUGCACAGUGACUCACACCUGUGAUUGGCACUUUGGGAGGCCGAGGCAGGCAGAUCACUGGAGCUCAGGAGUUCAAGACCAGCCUGGGCAACAUGGCGAAACUCCAUUUCCAUAAAAAAUACAAAAAAAAAAAAAAAACUAGCCAGGCAUGGUGGUGCACGCCUGUAGUCCCAGCUACUUGGGGGGCUGAGGUGGGAGGAUCGCUUGAGCCUGGGAGGUUGAAGACUGCAGUGAGCCAAGAUUACACCACUGUGCUCCCGCCUGGGCAACAGUGAGACCCUGUCUCCAAAAAAAAAAAAAAAGGCAGUGGAAAUAGAGAAGUAACUUAAAGGGCACACUGACAGAAUUUCUGGUUCUGAGCGUCAACUCUCCAGCUGCGAUGGGGGAACUGACUGCUUGCUGCCUUUAAUUGUCUUACUCUCUAUGGGAAAAAAACAAAAGGGCUUCAGUCUCAUGGAUGUUAUUUGGUGUUUGUAAACGUAUGUUUUCUUUUAAACGAUUUUCAAAGUAUGUCUAAAUUUUGGUGUUGGGUAAUGCAUAAUGCUUUCUCACCAACAAAAAAGGAAAAAAAAAAUGUUUUCAGUUAAACACUACAUGUCCUACUUGAACUCCACUGGGACGCUGGUUUGGCAUUUACUAAACCACUGAGCACAUGGGGUCUUUCCAGAUCCUCUCCCUUGGAAGGGCAAUGUGUGAGCUAAGGACUGUUUUUUUCUUACUCUCCACUGUAAAUAUAUUAGUAUUUGAGUUUUUAAAUUACUUCAACAUUAUUUGAGCAUUUACUUUGUAUUUUUACAAACACAUAAUAAACACACAGCCGUAGCACUUAGAAGAAAAGAGGCUUUCCAAACAUUCCUUCCUCUACAGGAUAUUUGGGAGCCUUUUUUCUAUGUAUGUAUAUAUAUAAAAAACCAUGAAUCGCUCACACUCACUCGAAAACUAUGCAGGGCUAGGAAGCCUCUACGAGCUACCGGAUAAAUGAAUUACAUGCACUUUGAAGUAAAUAGGUUUUCUAUUGGGUGUCAACAACUCUGAUUUCUCCCAAAACUAUAGUUUCUCUUAUGGUCUUUUCUUCCUUUACCCUGUGGAUAUACACUCAGGAAUAAUCUGACAUUUUAGAAAAACCCGAACAAUAGAUAGUCUCCAAGAUGGGAAACAUGUCGUGUGUCUGCACACACCGGCAAACUGCCGCCGCUCGUUCUGCUGCCUGGCUGGUUAGCUGCUGUACGGGUGCACUCGGUGACGCUGGUGGUGCAAGCUCCCGAGCUCCCAGAGUUAACACUAAUCUGCAGGUCGGCUGUGCAUCGCACUGGAGGCUCCUUUUUUAAAGAGAAAAACAUAGGCCUCUGUUCUCAUUUGUAAGAAAUUUGACUCAUAAUAGAAAACGGUGUCUUUUGAAGCCCAGCCUCUGUCUGUCUGCAGAAACAAAAGCGAAUGCCAUCAUAUUCCUUGAUGUGUGUUUCUACCACAUAUGUAUGUUGACAUGUUCAUGUACUGCGCUGGUACUGCAAGUAAAACAGUAGACCUAAUUUGGAUGGGGAGAAAAAACUCAUCCCUGACCCUUUUUUUUUUUCUCCAAAUGUUAGACCAGAGAUGUUGAUCCCACACGUUCAUUUUUCUGAAAAUUCAUGAACUAUUCUCUCAUAUCCCUGAAAUAUAAUUAUAAAAGUAAAUGGCCACUAUUCCUAAGAUUAUUUAGUUUAUAAAGUUUGCUUUUAAUCAUACAGUAGCUUACCUGGCUAAAACUGUGUGUAUAAAGGGAAAACUUGCUUUAAUCUGUGGGAUUGCGGACUGGUGUGACUUGCAGAAGGUUAACAGGUGUGGGUUUUGUGUGUGUUAGAUGAGCUGUUAGUGGACUUUUAAUGUAUCUUGUGAAGUAUGGUUACUAAGGUAGGUUGAAGAGCUACGUGCCUCUGGCUUUUGAACCCAUCUAUUAAAUCUUUUUUAAUGCUCUACUAAGAUAAAUGUGAAGUCUAAGUAAGGUUGCUCUCAGAUAAAAGCAUAUAUAUGUAUAAAAUAAAAUUUAGGCCAUGGGAACUGGCAUUUUACUUGGUAUAGGAAUUUAGUGAGAACCAAAUCACAAAAAUACCAGAUCUCCUUUUGAGAUUGUGGACAAUCAGGCCGUUUGGACAAUCACCACUUCCAGUGCCCGCUGUGUGUUGAGGUUGGAGAACUACCGUUUACAUGCUAGAGCCAAGAGAGGACAUUCAAGUUUCUUAAAGAUGCUGUUGGUCUUUUUUCUUAUGUUAUUGUUUUAGUUUUGUGAUUUUUAUGAAUAAUUUUAAGUUCAGAGUCAACCCGUGGCUCCUAAGGAAAAAAACAGCAGCAUGAAAGGCAAAAAGCAUUUGAAACAUAGUUGUUUAAGUUUUCCACGCCCAUUCGCACAUGCCCCUUUUAGCUUUAUUUCUGGGAACAUGUCCCUAGACCUCAGCUAGCCUGACACUGCAAUAACCCGUUAGGCUUUGAGGGUUUUCAGUGAAUUCUUGAUAUUUAAGUCUUCUUAUAGAAUUCUUUAUGAAGCCUUACCUAAUUCUUGUUUUUGCUUCCUCAGAAACUUUAUUAUACCUGCCGUCCUUCAUUGGAUUUUUGUUUUGGUUUGUUGUUGCCAUUCUAGCAAAGAGCUUAGUCCUUGUACAUCUGCAUUAAGGUACCAAUGCAGAAGGCAAACUGGAAGCACGCGCCAGCGGCAGUGGGGCUCAAAGCCGACCUCCAUGCAUCAUUCUCUAGAGUUGAAAGGACUGACGUUUCUCAGUAACUACCUGGCAAAAUAUAUAUUUUCAUAAUGCUGAAUUUAGAAAAAAAAUGUUUCAUGAAACACUUGUAAGAUACUUAUUUUGAAAUUAAUUCCAAGGCAUUCAUAUUUUUAGGACUGAAUUCAAAGGGAAAUGCUUCUUUGACUUUUUUUCAUUGUUCGGUUGACUUUCAGCUUUCCGGAGUGACUAUUAAAGCAGCAGUGAUGGGUGCUAUUCCUGGUUCUGCGGUAGUUUACUUUGUCUACUAAGUGAUUUACUUUCAAACCUCAUUACAGGUAAUCUUACAGAUAAAAGACUUAACAUGCACACUGCUAAAAGGUGUUUUACUGUUUUCCAUUAACACUGUUGUAUGAACAAUAUUUGGUGACAUGUCUUUUUGUCCUGUAGAUUGUCAUAUCUGUUACGUAGUUAUCCUAUUGGCAAGUCCUUUGAUUUUUUUUUUUUCCUCUAGAAAAUCCUCAGACUGUCAAUCUUCCAUAUUCUGAAUAUUAUAAUGCUGUGGCCAUUUCUAUAGAAAGAUUACUUGCAAGUGUGUGUCUUGAAAAUAACCUCUUGUAUUUGUGUGUUUAUGUGAGUUCUGUCUAAGAGGUCAGAUAAGCUCUGGAAGCUUCAUCUUCUGUACCUACACGUGACUGUGUAUCUGGGUUACAUGGGCAGGCGGUACCAAGUCCUGCUCUUUGAUGGGGUGGCUGAGAGAUAAGGGUUCCUGAACUCUCCUUGCUGUGUAUGCACCACAUCUGUGCUUCAGAGCGGUGGAAAACCGUCUACAACACUGCAUUUCUUGUGGUUGUGCUGUUACUGCUAUAAAGUCAAGUGCCUUCAAUGCUAAAGGCUCAGAAAUUUUUCUUAAACUGAUUUCAUGUCCUAUGCAAGUGUUUUCUACAACCUGCAUAACCAGUACUUUGUAAAACUUGUUUACGCUUCAAUUGUACAUAGUGAUUUUUAAAGAAAUAUAUAGUAUUUUUAUUUAGGUACCUCCAAACUUGAAUUCGUCUGUGUGAAGCAUUGUAAAAUGAUACAUUUCUCUUUUGAGUACCAUUACAGUUGUACAGAGGUUUUCACUGCUUCUAUUUUUCUACUGUUACUGAUAAGCAUGUAACACUGACUUUACCCUACAUAUAGUUGGCAUUUCAAAUAAAUGGCUUGUAUAGAA
Molecule: messenger RNA, 8514 nt
Organism: Piliocolobus tephrosceles (Ugandan red Colobus)
Lineage: Eukaryota; Metazoa; Chordata; Mammalia; Primates; Cercopithecidae
Gene: BTBD7
Product: BTB domain containing 7
Exons: 11
Coding region: 379-3789 (1136 amino acids)
Biological process (GO): regulation of branching involved in salivary gland morphogenesis; morphogenesis of a branching epithelium
Molecular function (GO): protein binding
Source: RefSeq, a predicted model, not a curated record